CUCUGCACGGUUCCCGGCUGUACAGGCUAACCCGGAUCCAAGAGUCGGGGCGACUCGGACCCAGUUUCCCCUUGUGGCAUAGGUACCACAGCACCAUGUCGUCCCCGGCGUCGACCCCGAGCCGCCGCAGCAGCCGACGCGGACGAGCCACCCCAGCCCAGACGCUGAGAAGUGAGGAGAGCAGCAGGUCGUCUCCCAGCCGGAGACGGAGAGGCGAAGAUUCUUCCACUGGCGAGCUGCCGCCCAUGCCCACCUCGCCAGGAGCGGACCUGCAGAGCCCAGCUGCACAGAGCGCCUUGUUUUCCAGCCCUCCUCAGAUGCAUUCCUCAGCUAUUCCUUUGGACUUUGACGUUAGUUCGCCGUUGACAUAUGGCACUCCCAGCUCUCGAGUGGAAGGAACCCCAAGAAGUGGGGUGAGAGGCACCCCGGUGAGGCAGAGGCCCGACCUGGGCUCUGCUCGGAAGGGUCUGCAGGUGGAUCUGCAGUCUGAUGGAACAGCAGCAGAAGACAUCGCAGCAAGCGAACAGUCUCUAGGCCAAAAACUUGUGAUUUGGGGAACAGAUGUGAAUGUGGCAACAUGCAAAGAAAAUUUUCAGCGAUUCCUUCAAUGUUUUACUGAUCCUCUGGCCAAAGAAGAAGAAAGUGUUGGUAUAGACGUUACUCAACCUUUGUACAUGCAAAGACUUGGAGAGAUUAAUAUUACAGGGGAACCAUUUUUAAAUGUGAACUGUGAACACAUAAAGUCAUUUGGCAAAAACAUGUAUAGACAGCUCAUCUCCUACCCACAGGAGGUCAUACCAACCUUUGACAUGGCGGUCAAUGAGAUCUUCUUUGAGCGUUACCCUGACUCCAUUUUAGAACAUCAGAUUCAAGUAAGACCUUUUAAUGCAUUGAAGACAAAGAGUAUGAGAAACCUGAAUCCGGAAGACAUUGAUCAGCUUAUCACUAUCAGUGGCAUGGUCAUCAGGACAUCACAGCUGAUUCCUGAGAUGCAGGAGGCCUUCUUCCAAUGCCAAGUGUGUGCCCAUACCACCCGGGUGGAGAUGGACCGAGGCCGCAUUGCUGAGCCCUGCUCUUGUGCACACUGCCACACCAGCCACAGCAUGGCACUGAUCCACAACCGAUCCCUGUUCUCCGAUAAGCAGAUGAUCAAACUUCAAGAAUCUCCUGAAGACAUGCCUGCUGGGCAGACACCUCACACUAUUGUUCUUUUUGCCCACAAUGAUCUUGUAGACAAGGUUCAGCCAGGGGACAGAGUGAAUGUCACAGGCAUAUAUCGAGCAGUACCCAUCCGAGUCAAUCCAAGAGUGAGCAACGUGAAGUCUGUCUAUAAAACCCACAUUGAUGUCAUUCAUUACCGGAAGACUGACGCAAAACGCCUGCACGGCCUUGAUGAAGAAGCAGAACAGAAACUUUUCUCAGAGAACCGUGUGAAAUUCCUUAAGGAACUUUCUAAGAAACCAGACAUUUAUGAGCGACUUGCUUCAGCUUUGGCUCCCAGCAUUUAUGAACAUGAAGAUAUAAAGAAGGGAAUCUUGCUUCAGCUCUUUGGUGGAACAAGAAAGGAUUUCAGUCACACUGGAAGGGGCAAAUUCCGUGCCGAGAUCAACAUCCUUCUAUGUGGGGACCCUGGCACCAGCAAGUCCCAACUGCUGCAGUAUGUAUACAACCUGGUCCCCCGAGGCCAGUACACAUCUGGAAAGGGCUCCAGUGCAGUUGGCCUCACAGCCUACGUGAUGAAAGACCCUGAGACCAGGCAGCUAGUCCUGCAGACAGGUGCCCUUGUCUUGAGUGACAAUGGCAUAUGUUGCAUUGAUGAGUUUGACAAAAUGAAUGAAAGUACAAGGUCUGUACUGCAUGAAGUCAUGGAACAACAGACUCUGUCCAUUGCAAAGGCUGGAAUCAUCUGUCAGCUUAAUGCACGCACAUCUGUCCUGGCAGCAGCGAAUCCUAUCGAGUCUCAGUGGAACCCUAAAAAAACAACCAUUGAAAAUAUCCAGCUACCUCAUACAUUGUUGUCAAGGUUUGAUCUUAUCUUCCUCAUGCUGGACCCUCAGGAUGAGGCAUAUGACCGGCGUCUGGCUCAUCACCUGGUUUCACUGUACUACCAAAGUGAGGAGCAGGUGGAGGAGGAGUUCCUGGACAUGGCAGUGCUGAAGGACUACAUCGCAUAUGCACAUAGCACCAUCAUGCCCCGGCUGAGUGAGGAGGCCAGCCAGGCGCUCAUUGAGGCUUACGUGAACAUGAGGAAGAUCGGUAGUAGCCGGGGAAUGGUUUCUGCUUACCCUCGACAGCUAGAGUCAUUAAUUCGAUUAGCAGAAGCCCAUGCUAAAGUGAGAUUUUCAGACAAAGUUGAAGCAAUUGAUGUGGAAGAGGCAAAACGCCUUCACCGGGAAGCUCUAAAACAGUCUGCAACUGACCCCCGCACUGGCAUUGUGGAUAUAUCUAUUCUUACUACAGGGAUGAGUGCCACUUCUCGUAAACGAAAAGAAGAAUUAGCAGAAGCAUUGAGGAAACUUAUUUUGUCUAAGGGUAAAACACCAGCCUUAAAAUACCAGCAACUUUUUGAGGAUAUUCGGGGACAGUCCGACACAGCAAUUACCAAAGAUAUGUUUGAAGAAGCCCUGCGUGCUUUGGCUGAUGAUGACUUUUUGACGGUGACUGGGAAAACUGUCCGCUUGCUCUGAGCUGUGUGAUCCUUGGUCUGGAAUCCGUUGCUGUUGUUGAUGAACAGUCUGAAAGGCAGUAUUCCACCACAUAAAAAUUUUCUAUCCUGUGAUGCAUUUUUUAUUUACAUUUUAAAUUAUCACUAUAUACAGUAGAGGCUGCUUUCCUGAUGCUCUACUUUACUUAAGCACCUAUUUGCACAAAGUCUAAGCCUAGUUUUGGAGAAGGUUUUUAAUGGGGGCCUUUGCUUUUGUUGUGUUGCAGGGCUGGGGAUGAAGCUAAGGGUACCUGUAUGCUACGUGUGCAAGCUACGUCCCCAGUGUGUAGAGAAUUUUGUAACUGGCCAGGAUACUGAUGUGAUGAUGAGCUAGUGACUCUUACUCCUUUCAUAGCACCUGGAUUUAACUUUAUAGAGGCUUCUCUGUAACUGUUACUAG
Messenger RNA from Arvicola amphibius (Eurasian water vole), 3104 nucleotides. It is a transcript of the gene Mcm4, whose product is annotated as minichromosome maintenance complex component 4. Bases 96 to 2687 code for a protein of 863 amino acids. Gene Ontology annotation, molecular function: single-stranded DNA helicase activity; ATP binding; single-stranded DNA binding. Lineage: Eukaryota; Metazoa; Chordata; Mammalia; Rodentia; Cricetidae. Gene Ontology annotation, biological process: DNA replication; DNA strand elongation involved in DNA replication; mitotic DNA replication initiation. Gene Ontology annotation, cellular component: nucleus; MCM complex. The record is from RefSeq and is a predicted model, not a curated record. The transcript has 16 exons.